UUUGCACUAAAGCAUAGCUGCAGGAACUUUCUCCAAGUCGGGAUACGGAUAAACGGCAGUGAAGAGGAGGAUAGAGACCUCAGCGGGGUUCGAAUUGAGCAACCUGAAAGGAAGUUCUUCCAGGGUGUGACUGUAAGUGCAGCAGUUGAGGUAGAACCCAAUCAUACUCUGACACUCGUGCUGAAGAGUCCCAACCAAUACUGCAACCAGAGUAAAGAUAUUCAAGCCUAUGAGCUUGGUGGAGCUUCGUUCAGCUUGCUCUGGCUAUCCCAUGACACCGGUGCUGUGGCCAUGACUGCUCAGAUGUCCACAGCAGCCCACCAGAGUAACUAUCGCCCCACCUUCCGUAUAGCCACUGUCUCUGAUCCCUACAUAGUGGCUCUGACCCAUGACAGCCGUGGGGUUCGUUUCAUGGAGACCGGCGUGGUGAAGUUUGUUCUCCAACAGGCCAUCUAUUCAAUGGGCCAUUCUUGUGUUCGAGACGGUUUCUCACUGAUUGCCUACGUCAACAGAAAUGGCACUAACCAGGAGGUGCUACGCUCCUUCAAGUCUGGCGUUAACUACAGAGACACCUCCAUCAACCUUUCUGGGGCCACAACGGUAGACAGCGAAGACUGGCUCAAUUUUGAAAUUGUCGCCCCAUCUCAGUGCAAUGUCCGUUACUUUGGUGAUAGUUCUGGGAUUAGUAUGCUGAGCUUGAUAUGGAUCCCUACCGCUGUCUCCUCCAUGUUCACAGCCACUGUCUCAAGAACAGGUCUAUCUUCUGGGGCAGUGCGAAAUAAACCCCUGCUCUUUAGGCAGAUGAGCCCGAAUACAGACCAAAUGCGACUAGCUGGGUCAGGUGAGCCGCAUGCUCAGAGGAACUUUGUGUUUUCGGAGGUCGGGACGAUCAGUGUGGCACUCAACCUAAAACUGAUCCACUCCUGCAGUGUGGUCAAGCUGACCCUUUACCGGCAAGGUACAGAUGGAGGUCAGGCCACAUCCUUGGCCCAGCAGGUGGGUGGACAUAUGCCUGAAGGUAGUGAGUGGGCCAGCGUGGGGCUGAGAACUUCUUUUGAAGUGCAGAAUGGUACUGCCAUUUAUGUUUCUCUGGACUGCAUUCGUGGCCGGAUCAACCAGAUCACUCAUGAGGGCGGCACCAACAUCUCCAUUCUUUGGUUGGCAUCAUGAUUCCAAGUAUGCAAUCUUAGAUCUAAGGUGCUGUAAUCAUUUGAAAGAAUACU
Sinocyclocheilus rhinocerous is the source of this 1223-nucleotide messenger RNA. RefSeq lists its product as uncharacterized. Gene Ontology annotation, molecular function: heparin binding. The record is from RefSeq and is a predicted model, not a curated record. The annotation marks the transcript as partial. The transcript has a single exon. NCBI's taxonomy places the organism in Eukaryota, Metazoa, Chordata, Actinopteri, Cypriniformes, Cyprinidae.